AGCUUCCUUUUUCGACGUUCUUUUGUUGCGGAGACCAGCAAAAUACACACGUCACCAUGGGCAAAAUAAUGAAACCCGGCAAGAUCGUGCUGGUCCUAAAUGGCCGGUACGCUGGCAAGAAAGCCCUCAUUGUGAAGCCCGCAGAUGAAGGCAAACCUUUCUCCCAUGCCAUCGUCGCUGGCAUCGCUCGUUACCCUCGCAAGAUCGUCCGCCGUCUAUCCAAGAAGAAGCUGGAACGCAGAUGUAGGAUCAAGACGUUCGUCAAAAUGAUCAACUACAACCACUUGAUGCCAACCAGAUACACCGUUGACAUCGAUAUCGACAACAAAAAAGUGAACCGCGAUGCCCUCAGUGAUCCCGGCAAGAAGAGGAAGGCUCGGCUCGAGGUGAAGCAGAAGCUCGAAGCUCGUUUCAAGCAAGGACAGAACAAGUGGUUCUUCCAGAAGCUAAGAUUCUAAAUAAAUAAUGGAUCUUAA
Messenger RNA from Galendromus occidentalis (western predatory mite), 476 nucleotides. It is a transcript of the gene RpL27, whose product is annotated as ribosomal protein L27. The record is from RefSeq and is a predicted model, not a curated record. Gene Ontology annotation, biological process: translation. Bases 57 to 458 code for a protein of 133 amino acids. The transcript is spliced from 3 exons. Gene Ontology annotation, molecular function: structural constituent of ribosome. NCBI's taxonomy places the organism in Eukaryota, Metazoa, Arthropoda, Arachnida, Mesostigmata, Phytoseiidae. Gene Ontology annotation, cellular component: ribosome.